Molecule: messenger RNA, 1110 nt
Organism: Prunus armeniaca (apricot)
Lineage: Eukaryota; Viridiplantae; Streptophyta; Magnoliopsida; Rosales; Rosaceae
Source: the annotation of a GenBank genome assembly
AUGGAGGGGGGUGAUUAUAAAUCUCUGCUUGUAUUGGUGACAUCUUAUUCAAGUCGAUAUCAUGGUGAGAUAUAUGAAGUUAAAAUCCAAAAAGGAUCUGGACAAAUUAUGGGGGGAGUACGAGGAGCAAUUGGAGAUGAAUAUGGCAAAGAUCAAGCCCCACUGCGUCCUGUAACUACCUUCUUCAACAAGAAUACUUACUCCAUCCCGGACAGUUGUCUCUGUGAUGCUACAGACUUAUUUGGUGGCUCCAAGUUGUAUUUGUUGUUCAGAGAGGGCAUGCUAGCUAAUCCUCCCCACUCUGUCAUGACACCGGACUCCUUGAAGGGAUAUGUAUUCGACAUACAGAACAAGUCAUUCUCUACCUUCCAGGGCCCCAGAGUACCCAAGCCACUUGGAAAUGUGAUUUCUGCAUAUGAAAAGUUAUAUCAUCUUGCAAUCCCUGUAACCUCUCCGCAUGAACCAAAUGACCCAGAAUCAGUGUUUGAGCGGUACGAUCCUCUGAAUGACAGUUGGGAGUUUCUUCCACCUGUUCCCUCUGUUAUUUCUGAUCAAGGAGUGGAGAUAGUCGGUUAUGCUGUUUACAACCACCAUAUUUUGCUCUCGUUGACAUGCGGCCCAGGAUAUGAAUUCCUUGCCUUUCAUGUAAGAACUCAGAAAUGGGUUCAUGUCAAAGUCGAGAAAUCUCAUCGCAUGGCCUGUUCGCAUUUUCCUUUCCGAGGGAGGGCGGUGGUUUUGGGCGAUCGGAUGUAUGCUUCAUCAUAUUCAUUUGGAGUGGUUCUUGAAUUUUCCUUUGAUUGUGAAGCCUAUUCUUUAACCCCAAAGUUGGUGUUUCCGAGGUUUAAAAGAAUGCAUCUUGCGAACAUGGAUAUUGGUGUUCAGACAGAGUAUUUGGUUCAUUUGGGUGGCUGGGAUUUUUGUCUUGUCCAGACUGCCUACGACUACAAGAGGAUUGAUCGUCAGCCUUUGUGGAUCACCACGUUCCGAAUCAUUGUUGGAAGUGGAGGAAGUAGCAACAUUGAGAUCUUGCAUUCAACUAUUCGUGAUGUGUACAUCCAUGGUGGUUGGCAUGUUCAGGUCAAUUUCAGCUUCACGCCAUUGCUGGAAUAG